Dovyalis caffra is the source of this 840-nucleotide messenger RNA. The record is from the annotation of a GenBank genome assembly. Lineage: Eukaryota; Viridiplantae; Streptophyta; Magnoliopsida; Malpighiales; Salicaceae.
AUGCUUCAUCAGAAUCCAAUUGUCUCCGAUUUAAUAACCACCGGUUUAUCCGCUACUAUCGCUCUCUCUGUCCUUCAUUUCUUUGAAGAAACUGCUAAACAACAUGUCUUCGACCAGAUGGGUUUUUCUUGUUUCUCUUUGGUUCUCAAUUUCAGGGCUGGACAUCUUGUAAAAAUCCUUGAAGGUCCAAAAGAGGCGUUGAUUGAUUUAGCAUGGCAUCCUGUUCACCCCAUUAUUAUAUCUGUCUCCUUGACUGGCUUGGUUUAUAUUUGGGCUAAGGACCAUACUGAGAACUGGAGUGCAUUCGCUCCAGACUUCAAUGAGCUAGAGGAAAACGAAGAGUAUGUGGAACGCGAAGAUGAAUUUGAUCUGAUACCUGAAACUGAAAAGGUAAAAGAAUUAGAUAUUAAUGAAGAUGACGAAGUUGAUAUUGUAACAGUGGAGAAAGAUAAUUUCAGUGAUUCAGAUUUAUCUCAAGAAGAACUGUGUUUCUUGCCAGCUACCCCUUGUCCUGACGUUUCUGAGCAACAAGACAAGUGUAUGGGAAGUUCUUCGAAGUUAAUGGAUUCUAAUAAUUCUGGAUCCCCUCUUUCUGAAGAAGCUGGACAAAAUGGCCAAGCAACGAACCAUGCAUUAAGUCCUCUUGAAGAGGACACGGGAGGGACACGCAUGAAGAGAAAACGGAAACCUUCAAAAAAGGGGUUGGAGUUGCAGGCGGGGAAGGUCAGGAAACCCUUGAAACCAUUGAAAUCUUCUGGUAGAUCGUCAAAAUUAAGAAGUAAAUCUGUUACUGAUCUGGAUAAUGGUAAUGUAAUAUAUGGGGAUGAUAUUUCUGAAUGA